AUGACUGCCAUUGAGAUUUCAGCGCGGAAGGAGCAGCAAAGACUGCGCAGUCAACUUCACUCUUCAGCCGUGGAGGUCUUGCUACACUUCCUUUGUGAACAGUCCAAAAGGUUCAGUCCAGACCUAAACACUCAGCUGGUGAAUGCUAUAUCCUCUUUGGUUGAUAAGUGUCAGGCUGCAGCAGUCGAAAGUCCAGUCUACCGCAAACUUCGUAUGUUCUCUGGCGUGAAGCCAACUCCCCAUGGAGAGGAAGAAUAUGAUGCGUGGGCUGAACAGACAACUCACAUGCUUGGUGAGUGGAAGUGUGCAGAUUCAUUAAAGAAACAGAGAAUAGCAGAGAGCCUUAAAGGGCCAGCUGCCGAUAUUGUCAGAUGCCUGAGAGUCAGUAACCCCAAUGCUACGGCCAGUGAUUACUUAACAGCCCUCGAGACAGCCUUUGGGACUACAGAGAGCGCCACAGAUCUCCUGUUUAAGUUUCGUAACACGUUCCAGCUUGAAGGUGAGAAGCUUUCAGCAUAUCUGCUUAGAAUUGACAAACUGCUUCACUCUGUGUUCCGGAAAGGUGGCAUCAAUCUGGGGGACAUGGAUAGAGCCCGCAUUGAGCAGGUUGCAAGAGGUGCUCUGCCUCAUGACCUUGUUGCCCUCCGUAUUAGAAUGACCUACAAACUCCGAUCUGCCCCUACCUUCACUGAACUGCUCCAUGACGUGAGAGAGGAGGAGAAUAUGAUACUGGAGAGGCCUGGUGCUACCCAUGUCGCUGCAUCCACCAUGCUUGUGCCAGUCGAAUGUACAACCGUCUCAGCUGCGUCACCACAGCUUGAGUCCAGUCCUGUAUCUGCUUGUACCGGAAAAGAUCCUGCUUUAGAGAGUCUUGCCAAAGAAGUGCAAGGGCUUAAGACUGAGGUCACUCGCCUGCUCUCUGUCUCUUCACUUUCAUUAGUUGCACAGACCCCACCCCACAGCAGUAAGAAGAGGCCAGAGGGAAAUCCCUUUGCAAAAGCACAAGAGGGACUACCAGAACAGUUGAACCGAGCUGACAUCUUCUGUUACAGAUGUGGUGAAGAUGGUCAUUUUCAGCGGGAAUGCCAGAAUCCAGAGAACCUCAGAAAGGUGAACAAACGCCUCCUGAAGCUGAAGCGGCCGUCGGGAAACUCCACAGGGGCCCAGUAG
Molecule: messenger RNA, 1170 nt
Organism: Chanos chanos (milkfish)
Lineage: Eukaryota; Metazoa; Chordata; Actinopteri; Gonorynchiformes; Chanidae
Product: paraneoplastic antigen Ma1 homolog
Exons: 2
Coding region: 1-1170 (389 amino acids)
Molecular function (GO): zinc ion binding; nucleic acid binding
Source: RefSeq, a predicted model, not a curated record